GGCGGGGCCGGAUACGAAAGUGAAAGUGAAAGUGAAGGGUCCUGGUCCCGGUCCCGGCCAUGGAAGCGGAGGAGGAGUCCUUCGUGCAGCUGCCUUGCCCCUCGGGGUCCGUGGUCCUCAGCGCCGAGCACCUCCGGCAGGAGAUAGAGCGCUGGAAGGAGCUUUGCAGCGCUCUGGAGCAGGACCAUGUGGAGCUGCAGACGGCAACGGCAGCUGUGAAGCAAAGGACGAGAGAGCUGAGGAAGGAGAGAGAACGGCUUUAUGAAACCUUCAAGCAGCAACAGUAUUUAGACAGAGAAGAAGAGAUCUGCCUCCAGGACAGCAUUUUUCUAGCAAGGGAAUUGAAGAACACGCUGACGAAGAGGCAUCAGAUUCUGACCAAGACACUGGAAGACAAAAGGAAGAUGGUCUUCUGGAAGGAUCCAGAGAUGAUGCUGCCUGUCUUGCCAGAGAAGAAGAUGGCAUUUAAGGGACUUGUGACAAACAAGGAUCUGAACAAACUGAAGCUUACCCCACUGGUCCACUACCCUUUGCAGGGUGGCUCAGCUCUCAUCACCUUUGAGGAGGCAGAGGUGGCUCAGAGGAUUAUAGAGGCAAAGGAGCACACGGUGCAGCUGAGCUGUGGGGAGGAGCUGGAGGAGCUGGAGCAGUGCAGAGUGCGGGUGCAGGCAGCGCCAGUGGAUGUACUGCUGCCAUCUGCCCUGGAGAUCAGGCUCACUCAGAGCAGCAGGAGCAUCAUCCUGUCUGAGCUGCCAAGCGGGGACAUCCCCGAGGAGGCACUGCUGGACAAGUUGGAGGUCUUCUUCGGCAAGGCAAAGAACGGGGGUGGUGAGGUGGAGAGCACGAAGCUCCUGAACAACUGUGGCCAGGCAGUGCUGACCUUCGCAGAGGACAGAGUGGCAGAGCUGCUGAUUGAGAGAGGCCGCAUCCAGGUGCCCUUGGGGAAGCAAACAUACGAGCUCAAAAUAUCCCCGUGCGUGAGUGGAGAGGUUUCGAACCUGCAGCUCCAGCCCUCCCGCUGUCCCCGGACCGUCCUGCUCUCGGGGAUCCCGGACGUGCUGAGCGAGGAGCCCAUGAGGGACAUGCUGGAGAUCCACUUCCAGAAGCCCAGCCGCGGCGGGGGGGAGGUGGAUGCCCUCGGUUACAUCCCUGCGGGCGGCCGCGGCGUGGCCGUGUUCACGGAGGACGCGGAGUAGCGGCGAUUAAACCGUGUGCAGGCAGCGG
Melopsittacus undulatus (budgerigar) is the source of this 1224-nucleotide messenger RNA. RefSeq names its product interferon-induced 35 kDa protein homolog. The record is from RefSeq and is a predicted model, not a curated record. The transcript is spliced from 9 exons. Bases 60 to 1196 code for a protein of 378 amino acids. Lineage: Eukaryota; Metazoa; Chordata; Aves; Psittaciformes; Psittaculidae. Gene Ontology annotation, cellular component: nucleus.